UUUACUUCCUGUCAAGAUGGCGGCGAGCAGAGGCCUGGCUGCCCUGUGGAGGACAUGCAGCGGUAGGUCUCAGCUGUUCCCCGGCCUGCCCGUCUGCGCCGCCCGCACACAGAGCUCUGUGAGCGGCCACCUGCUGCCCCGGACCUCCCUCUCCAGGCCUCCGUGGUCGGAGCAAAGCUGCGCGGUUUCAGCGGAGGAGGAGCGGAGCAGACACGCCGCCGUGGUGAGCGCCGUCAACCAGCGGAUCCAGAAGCAGGACUUCGGCAGGCUGUUUGCUGUGGUUCACCUGGCCGGCCGCCAGUGGAAGGUGACCAACGAGGACCUGAUCCUGAUCGAGAACCACAUCGAGGCGGACUGCGGGGAGCGGAUCAUCCUGGAGAAGGUGCUGCUGGUCGGGGCGGAGGACUUCUCGCUGGUCGGCAGGCCUCUCCUGGGGAAGGAGCUGGUGAGGGUCAGAGCCACGGUGAUCGAGAAGACCCAAUCCUGGCCCAAAGUGCACAUGGUGUUCUGGAAACGGCACCGCUUCCAGCGGAAGAGGAUCAUCGUUCAGCCGCAGACGGUGCUGAGGAUCAACAGCAUCGAGCUGAACCCCCAGCUGUCCUGAUCCACUGACUCUGAACCUGCAGCUCCUCCGGGUUCCUCCCAGGAACCAGCUGAGAUGAUGGAGCUGCUGAUCAUCUGAUCCAUUAAAGUUUCCCUUUGCAAUCAGGAAUCUGCUCCUUUCUAAGGUCAAACUAACAUCAGCACCAUGAUUAGGAGCUGGAACCUGAAUGAUCAUUAAAAUAAAAAAAAACUUUGUUAACCUCACUUUGGAGAAAUGUACCUCUGUAAUUAACCCAUCCCAUUAGGGAGCAGUGGGCUGCCACUGUGGGGCUUCCGGGGAGCAGUUUGGGGUGAAGAGUAGUGUUGCACUGAUGCCAUUUUUGGCCCCGAUACCAUCUGUUUAAAAUUGAUGUGUGUAAAUAUGAAGAACUGCAGACUACUUGGAUAUAAAUAAAUGCCAUCUUGGUUUUGUCAAGCUACUGCCUACCUUUGUGAAGCAGGACAAAUACAAAGUUAAUCCAGUAGAACUUUCUAUUGCCUACCUGGAAUGGGUGACAAUAGUUGACUAAA
Molecule: messenger RNA, 1113 nt
Organism: Cyprinodon variegatus (sheepshead minnow)
Lineage: Eukaryota; Metazoa; Chordata; Actinopteri; Cyprinodontiformes; Cyprinodontidae
Gene: mrpl21
Product: mitochondrial ribosomal protein L21
Exons: 1
Coding region: 17-604 (195 amino acids)
Cellular component (GO): ribosome; mitochondrial large ribosomal subunit
Molecular function (GO): structural constituent of ribosome
Source: RefSeq, a predicted model, not a curated record